Messenger RNA from Limulus polyphemus (Atlantic horseshoe crab), 342 nucleotides. Its product is annotated as TOG array regulator of axonemal microtubules protein 1-like. Gene Ontology annotation, biological process: microtubule cytoskeleton organization. Gene Ontology annotation, cellular component: cytoplasmic microtubule; cilium. The annotation marks the transcript as partial. Lineage: Eukaryota; Metazoa; Arthropoda; Merostomata; Xiphosura; Limulidae. The transcript has 2 exons. The record is from RefSeq and is a predicted model, not a curated record. Gene Ontology annotation, molecular function: microtubule binding.
GUUACAAAAGGUGGGGGCUAUGAACGACUUCAGUAGGUUAGCUAAGUAUCACCCUCAAGUUUUACAGCCAGAGCUACAUGCUGCUGUUCUAGUUGUGUUACCAGAAAUUCGGAAUUUGCGGUCCACUGUUUCCCGGGCGGCAAUUACUACACUCGGUGAAUUUUUUUUGAAAUUCACUCGGCAUAUGGAGCCAGACUUAGACCUGAUCACCAAGACACUUCUCCAUAAGUCGGGAGAAAACGUAAGUUUUCUUCGAGAAGACAUUGACCGAACUUUGAAAUACCUGGUGGAGGGAGUGUCCUCACAGAAAGCUGCCUUGGCUAUUGUAGAUGGAGGAGCUAG